AUGGGCGGAGUUAAUAAUAUAAUAAAGUCGAGGACGUGCGACGAGAAGCAGAGCAACUUCGAGAAACACAGCAUACAGGAAGUGUCAACGGACCAGAUAGAACAUGAGAUGGAGGUGAUAGACGCGCAUGACAAGUUAAGCUCAUACUGCACGGACGAGAAACAGUACAAUAUGAAGAAGAAGCGGUUAUUACAAGACGAUGCGAUUGCUAGUGUAAAUUUGAUUACGAACUCCUUGCCAAGAUCUCAAAUUGCUUCUCAUGAGGUGGGCGAUGAGGAGGAGGACGACGAAGAAGAAGCUCACUACGAGGACAAGCACGUCAAAAGAGCCUUGAAACAAAGGCACAUAGGUAUGAUUGCGCUUGGUGGAACAAUCGGUACCGGUCUUUUCGUCGGUAUCUCCACGCCCUUGAGUAAAGCGGGCCCCGUCGGAUCGCUAAUAUCGUAUAUAUUCAUGGGUACAGUGGUCUACUUCAUCACUCAGUCGCUUGGUGAAAUGGCCACAUUCAUCCCCGUGACGUCCUCUAUCACUGUCUUCUCAAAAAGGUUUUUAUCGCCUGCAUUUGGAGUUGCCAACGGUUACAUGUAUUGGUUCAAUUGGGCCAUCACUUACGCUGUGGAAGUUUCCGUCAUAGGCCAAGUUAUCCAAUACUGGACUGACAAAGUCCCUUUGGCGGUUUGGAUUGCGAUAUUUUGGGUCCUUAUUACUCUAAUGAACUUCUUUCCUGUCAAAGUGUACGGCGAAUUUGAAUUCUGGGUGGCAUCGGUCAAAGUCUUGGCCAUUAUGGGCUACUUGAUCUACGCGCUGGUUAUUGUCUGUGGUGGGUCCCAUCAGGGACCUAUCGGCUUCAGGUACUGGAGGAAUCCUGGCGCUUGGGGGCCAGGCAUCAUCUCCAGUGACAAAAACGAAGGCCGGUUCCUCGGUUGGGUUUCCUCUUUGAUCAACGCCGCCUUUACGUACCAAGGUACUGAACUGGUCGGAAUCACAGCUGGUGAAGCGGCUAACCCGAGAAAGACAGUCCCAAGGGCCAUCAACAAAGUCGUCUUUAGAAUCGUACUAUUUUAUAUCAUGUCUUUGUUCUUUAUUGGUCUGUUGGUGCCAUACAAUGAACCCCGGUUAUCCGCUAGCUCUGCCGUCAUUGCCUCAUCACCCUUUGUCAUUUCCAUCCAAAAUGCAGGCACUUAUGCUCUUCCGGACAUUUUCAACGCUGUGGUUUUGAUUACUGUUAUUUCUGCCGCUAACUCCAACGUUUACGUUGGUUCUCGUGUGUUGUACUCUUUGGCCCAAACAGGUAAUGCUCCAAAGCAAUUUGGAUACGUCACCAAACAGGGCGUUCCAUACUUGGGUGUUCUAUCCACUGCGGCAUUGGGUCUUUUGGCAUUCUUGGUUGUCAAUAACAAUGCUAACACCGCAUUCAACUGGUUGAUCAACAUUUCCACUUUAGCUGGGUUGUGUGCUUGGUUGUUCAUUUCUUUGGCACACAUCAGGUUCAUGCAAGCUCUUGAACAACGUGGUAUCUCUCGUGACGAUUUGCCUUUCAAGGCUAAAUUAAUGCCUUAUGGUGCCUACUAUGCUGCAUUUUUCGUCACCGUCAUCAUUUUUAUCCAAGGGUUUCAAGCAUUCUGCCCAUUUAAAGUCUCCGACUUUUUCACUUCUUAUAUCUCUUUAAUUCUUUUGGCCGUCGUGUUUACCGGCUGCCAGUUAUACUACAAAUGUAGGUUUAUCUGGAAACUGGAAGACAUUGAUAUUGACACUGACAGAAGAGAAAUUGAAGCUAUUAUUUGGGAAGACGACGAGCCAAAGAAUUUGUGGGAGAAAUUCUGGGCGGCCGUGGCAUAG
This is a messenger RNA of Saccharomyces kudriavzevii IFO 1802, 1839 nucleotides long. RefSeq names its product lysine permease (gene LYP1). The record is from RefSeq and is a predicted model, not a curated record. Lineage: Eukaryota; Fungi; Ascomycota; Saccharomycetes; Saccharomycetales; Saccharomycetaceae. Bases 1 to 1839 code for a protein of 612 amino acids. Gene Ontology annotation, cellular component: membrane. Gene Ontology annotation, biological process: amino acid transmembrane transport. Gene Ontology annotation, molecular function: amino acid transmembrane transporter activity. The transcript has a single exon.